Molecule: messenger RNA, 357 nt
Organism: Paramecium sonneborni
Lineage: Eukaryota; Ciliophora; Oligohymenophorea; Peniculida; Parameciidae
Source: the annotation of a GenBank genome assembly
UUUCUUUUUAAGAUAAUGUCUUAAACCGAACUGGCUAAUACUUAUGAUUCAAGAGACUCUCAUAAUUAAUCAAUAAAGCCAAUCCUCAAAUCUUCUUAAUCGAAAAUCAAUUCAACUCUUCCCAGAUUGGAUUGGGCUGGAAAUGAAAUUAUCAAAGGAGGAUCUCAUAAAAUCGCCUUUAUUAGUUAACAGAACACACCAAGAACAUUCAUGGAUAUUCUGUCAAAUGAAUUAUCUAAUUAAAGUGAUGAGAUUGAUGAAGAUUAUAAUUAAAUGUUGAACUGUUAAAAUAUGAAGAAUAAAGGUAAACAACAACCAGAACUAAGUUAAUAAUCUAAUUGUUGUUUUAUUUAUUGA